Messenger RNA from Ceratotherium simum simum (southern white rhinoceros), 1316 nucleotides. RefSeq names its product cytidine/uridine monophosphate kinase 2 (gene CMPK2). The record is from RefSeq and is a predicted model, not a curated record. Gene Ontology annotation, biological process: dTDP biosynthetic process; dUDP biosynthetic process; dTTP biosynthetic process. Lineage: Eukaryota; Metazoa; Chordata; Mammalia; Perissodactyla; Rhinocerotidae. Gene Ontology annotation, cellular component: mitochondrion; cytoplasm. Gene Ontology annotation, molecular function: dTMP kinase activity; nucleoside diphosphate kinase activity.
GCGGCCCGGGUGCAGGCGGCUCGGCUGCACCAGCGCCUGCUGGACCAGCUGCGCCGCGGCCCCCUCCAGCUGUGCCAGCUUCGCAGGCUGCUCUGCUACUGCCCGGGCGGCGGGGCGGGCGGCGUGCAGCGAGGCUUCCUGCUCCACGACCCCUGCGACAGCCCCGACACCCGGGGCGCGCUGCUGGCGCUGCUGGACACGUACCAAGAGGCUCCGCGCCCACGGCUGGGCGAGUUCGUGGGCGACCCGCGCAGCCAGGUGUGGCAGUGCCUGUGGGAGCUGCGGGACGGCCAGGGGUGGCGACAGGUGGGCCGCGAGCGCGUCGUGCCCGCCCCGGAGCCCACACUGCACCCGGUGGUGCCCGACCUGCCCAGCUCCGCGGUCUUCCCCGACCGGGGAGCCGCCCGCGCUGUUUUGGAGGCGUGUACACCCUUCAUUCCUGAAGCCCGAGCGGUGCUUGACUUGGUUGACCAGUGCCCGGAACAGGUCCAGAAAGGGAAGUUCCCAGUCAUUGUCAUCGAAGGACUGGAUGCCACAGGUAAAACCACUGUGACCCAGUCAGUUUCCGAUUCACUCAAGGCUGUUCUCUUAAAGUCACCACCUUCUUGCAUUGGCCAGUGGAGGAAAAUCUUUGAUGAUGAACCGACUAUCAUUAGAAGAGCAUUUUACUCGUUGGGCAAUUAUAUCGUGGCUUCUGAAAUAGCUAAAGAAUCUAUGAAAUCUCCCGUGAUUGUAGACAGGUACUGGCACAGCACGGCCACCUAUGCCAUAGCCACGGAGGUGAGUGGGGGUCUCCAGCACCUGCCCCCAGCCCAUCACCCUAUAUACCAGUGGCCGAGGGACCUGCUCAAACCUGACCUGGUCUUGCUGCUUACCGUGAGUCCUGAGGAGAGGAUGCAGAGGAUUGAGGGCCGGGGCAUGGAGAAGACCAGAGAGGAAGCUGAACUGGAGACCAACAACAUAUUUCGUCAAAAGGUAGAAGAGUCCUACCAGCGGAUGCAGAACCCCGGCUGCCACGUGGUUGAUGCCAGCCCCUCCAGAGAAAAGGUCCUCCAGAUGGUUUUAAGCCUAAUCCAAAAUAAUUGUAAUGAAUUGUAGUUGCUCUGGGCCAGGUGAUGCAUUUUACUAGAUUUGAUGUUGUUUGAUAUAUCUAAGCCCACGACUGGUUAUGCAGUGUUCCCAAAUUUCUGUUGCAUAAGCAGAAAAUUGGAGACCAGACAUUUCAGUUUUACCUAAACCACGCACUUGCUUCUGACCAAUGAACCCUUCAAGGUUAAGACGGGUCACCUUCCAGCGAGACCAGUGAUGGCUUUCUG